AGAGAACCCACACAGGAGAGAGACCGUACACAUGUCCUGAGUGUGGGAAAAGCUUCAGUCGUAGCUCAAACCUUAUCAUGCAUCAUAGAAGCCACACAGGUGAGAAACCCUACACGUGCCUUGAGUGUGGGAAAAGUUUCAGUCGGAGCUCAGAGCUGAUCAGACAUCAGAGAAUCCACACGGGAGAGAGACCUUACGCGUGCCCAGAGUGCGGGAAAAGUUUCACUCGGAGCUCAGAUCUUAGUAAGCACCAGAGAAUACACACUGGAGAGAGACCCUAUAGAUGCCCUGAGUGCGGGAAAGGCUUUCGUUACAGCUCACAUCUUGUCUCACAUCGGAGAAUCCACACAGGAGAGAGACCCUACUCAUGCCCUAUCUGUGGGAAAAGUUUCACUGAUAGUUCACAGAUGAUCACACAUCAGAGAAGCCACACAGGGGAGACCCCCUACACAUGCCCUGAGUGUGGGAAAAGCUUCAGUUGGCACUCAAACCUUAUCACACAUCAGAGAAUCCAUACGGGAGAGAAACCAUACACAUGUCCUGAGUGUGGGAAAAGCUUCAAUCGGCGAUCAAACCUUGCCGCACAUCACAGAAUCCACACAGGGGAGACACCCUAUAGCUGCCCUGAGUGUGGGAAAAGCUUCAGUCGGAGCUCAGAGCUCAUCAUACAUAAGAGAAUCCACACAGGAGACAGACCCUAUACUUGCUGUGAGUGUGGGAAAAGCUUCAUUCGGAGCUCUGAGCUUAUCAUACAUCAAAGAAUCCACACUGGAGAGAAACCCUUCAGAUGCCCUCAGUGCGGUAAAGGCUUCAGUUAUAGCUCACAGCUUGUCUCACAUCAGAGAAUCCACACCGGAGAAUAACACUAUGCUUGUAUUCAGUAGGGCUGCCCAAAGAUUUUUUUGUUUCUUUUUUGUUGUGGGAUUUUGGUUGGUUGGUUUUUUAAUACAUUGGCUAAUUCCCACAUAGUGGUCUUUAAGGUUGAUUGCACCAUUUCCUUUACUGUAGUCUCUCAGCUCCCCUCGGGUGAGUUGCCACCUUCUACCUUUUGCAGUUCACCUUUCUUUGGGGUGAAUCCUGUGAUCCUUUCUAUCAACUCCUUUGUCUUAUGAGUUAUGGGAGUGUGUCCCCCUCCUGGCAGAAAUGUCCAUCAGUCCGAGUUGGGGGAGAGAGGGUUGACCUCAUCUGGCUACAGUGAGAUAAAAACUAUCUGUGCCUUGUCUCCACUAGAACU
Terrapene triunguis (Three-toed box turtle) is the source of this 1234-nucleotide messenger RNA. Its product is annotated as zinc finger protein 502-like. NCBI's taxonomy places the organism in Eukaryota, Metazoa, Chordata, Testudines, Emydidae. Gene Ontology annotation, biological process: regulation of transcription by RNA polymerase II. The coding region runs from base 78 to 863 and encodes 261 amino acids. Gene Ontology annotation, molecular function: RNA polymerase II cis-regulatory region sequence-specific DNA binding; DNA-binding transcription factor activity. The transcript has a single exon. The record is from RefSeq and is a predicted model, not a curated record.